Molecule: messenger RNA, 723 nt
Organism: Rhodotorula toruloides NP11
Lineage: Eukaryota; Fungi; Basidiomycota; Microbotryomycetes; Sporidiobolales; Sporidiobolaceae
Exons: 5
Coding region: 1-723 (240 amino acids)
Source: RefSeq, a predicted model, not a curated record
AUGGCUCGCACCGCUGCUCAGAAGUUCUCCCGGCCCCUCUCGACUCGCAGGACUGGCGGACAAUCCACGGACGAGCAAGGAGCCUCUCCAGCGUCUGCCUCGACAGAGCGCAAGGCUCGCCGCGUCGUCGUUUCUGGCACGCGCAAGACGGUCGUCAAGGGGCGUGUCGUGCCAACCUCGGGUCGCAUCGUUCAGAACUGCGACGGCUGUCGCGAAGGGAGGAACAGGAGCGUUGCAGCGAAUGUGUCCCGCAUGCGCGGACGAGUCUGCACCUACUCUGCAGCGGGACCCAGUAACGCGCAAAUCGGCUCGAGGCCUUUCCAGCAGAACCAGGAGGAAAUCGCGCGGCUCAAGAAGCAGGUCGACAUCCUCGCUCGCGUGCUCCGCCUCACUGAGGACGAGCUCGAGGCCUUGAGCCUGGAAGCUGGCGGUCCUCUUAACCCUCCGCCACCCUCUCGCAACUCGCCGCCGCCGGACCCGCGACCAAAAGACAGGUUCGACGCGAUGUUCUCCCCUGGAGACCCGCUCAUCGACCUGUGUAGGGCGGCAGCGGUCGACAGCGACAUGCCCACCGAAGACUCGCAAUGCGCAGCCGCCGGACCUCCUCCCGCCAACCUCAAUAUCCGCGCCGCCGGACCUCCUCCCGCCAACCUUGACAUCCGCAACCUCUACAACCUUUACGAUGACAUGCCCAUCACUUCCAGAUUGCCACAUCGCUCGUAG